Messenger RNA from Phalaenopsis equestris, 1991 nucleotides. Its product is annotated as protein arginine methyltransferase NDUFAF7, mitochondrial. Gene Ontology annotation, molecular function: protein-arginine omega-N symmetric methyltransferase activity. Gene Ontology annotation, biological process: mitochondrial respiratory chain complex I assembly. The record is from RefSeq and is a predicted model, not a curated record. Lineage: Eukaryota; Viridiplantae; Streptophyta; Magnoliopsida; Asparagales; Orchidaceae. The transcript is spliced from 11 exons. Bases 104 to 1579 code for a protein of 491 amino acids. Gene Ontology annotation, cellular component: mitochondrion.
AUAAGAGCUGAGCAGAGACUUGUCCGUGCCGGGUAGACCUCACCUAAAAAUUCAUUUGCUUAAGAACUAGAUCAUCCCACCGUUCGGCCUUCAAACCAGAGCCAUGCUUCGGAAAUCAGUCUCCCCUCUCCUCUCUCAGGGCAUCCGCCAAGCUAUCCCCUUCCUCUCUUCACGCGCAGGAGUCUCUCUCUCCUUCUCAUCUUCUUCUCAUAUCCUAAACCCUUCUGCUCCUCCAGCAGGCCAAACCAAUGAACACAAUCCAGAUUCCCCUCCCACCGCUACAAUCUCGAUUGAUCGAUCCGGCCUGUAUAAUCCCUCAGAUCAUUUCCACAAACCUUCUGCUGAUUCGGAACUUGUAAAGCAUCUGAAGAGCAUCAUAAAGUUCCGUGGAGGCCCGAUUUCGAUUGCCGAGUACAUGGAGGAAGUCUUAACCAAUCCUAACUGUGGAUUUUACAUAAAUAAAGAUGUUUUUGGAGCUGGUGGUGAUUUCGUAACCUCUCCUGAAGUGAGCCAGAUGUUUGGAGAGAUGGUUGGUGUGUGGACCGUGUGUCUGUGGGAGCAGCUUGGACGACCUGCAAAAGUAAAUCUAGUUGAGCUUGGUCCAGGGCGAGGGACACUCAUGGCCGAUCUUCUCCGUGGCUCUUCAAAAUUUGUAGACUUCUCAAAAUCACUUGAUAUACACUUGGUAGAGUGCAGCCCAACCUUGCAGAAGCUUCAAUAUAACACCUUGAAAUGCAUUGAUGAAGCAAUAUCUGGAGAUAAUACUGCUAAAAGAAUCACAACUACAUUGACUGGAGCUCCUAUUCUCUGGCAUGCUGAUCUAGAGGAGGUUCCAUCAGGAUUGCCGACCAUUAUCAUUGCACAUGAAUUCUAUGAUGCUCUGCCGAUCCAUCAAUUUCAGAGAACUUCUAGUGGAUGGACCGAAAAAGUGGUAGACUUGUCAGAUGAUUCAUGCAGUUUCCGCUUUGUUUUAUCACCGCAACCGACUCCGGCAUCUCUGCUGUUUCUGAGAAAACGUUGCCAAUGGGCUGACAAAGAAGAAAUUGCUAAGCUUGAACAAAUUGAAGUGUGUCCUAAAGCUAUUGAGGUGACUCAACAAAUUGCGAAGAGAAUAAGCGCUGAUGGUGGUGGAGCUCUCAUCAUAGACUAUGGCAAAAAUGAAAUUAUUUCAGACAGUCUGCAGGCCAUUCGAAAACAUAAAUUCGUUAACAUUCUCGACGAUCCUGGGUCGGCUGAUCUCAGCGCAUACGUCGAUUUCACCGCCAUUCGACGCUCUGCCGAAGAGGCUUCAGCAGAAAUUAUAUCAGUUUAUGGUCCAAUCACCCAGUCCCAGCUUUUGGGGUCUCUUGGGAUAAACUUUAGGGUUGAGGCCCUAUUACAGAACUGCACUGAAGAGCAGGCGGAGCCCCUAAGAGCAGGCUACUGGAGGCUGGUCGGAGAUGGCGAAGCUCCAUUCUGGGAGGGGACUGAGGAGCAGAAACCUAUUGGUGUUGGCUUGAGAUAUUUGGCCAUGGCUAUUGUGAACAAGAACCAAGACAUGGGCUUGGAGGAGAAGGCUGAAGGAGCACCAAGCUCAUGAGGGUUCCAGAGCUCUACCGUCGGAUCACAACCGCCUUGCCAUCAUCACCGUCAUACCGCCGCCACCGAGAAACCAGUGCUGCUCGACCUCCACCGUUGUUGCCACCAAGCCAUCAACAUCAGGCAGCUGCCGCCACAAUAUCACUUUUGCCCGGACACCACUGUCAUUGUCGUCGGACCACCACCGUCAUGCCACUAGACUAACGCCAUCUAGCUAUUGCCCGCGGUCGCUGGACCACUACGACUCAAUCAACAUAAUCGUCUUCGGCAAACCAUCUCAGUCUAGCCAUCGCCACAACCAAAUCACCACUUCCCCAACAUGUUGAUAACCCUCACUUAUGUAAUAUUGCUUUCGGCUAGUCAAUGAUCAGUACAAUCUUGUAACAUACAUCAAUAUAAUGAAAUCAUUUGAA